Molecule: messenger RNA, 1461 nt
Organism: Saccharomyces mikatae IFO 1815
Lineage: Eukaryota; Fungi; Ascomycota; Saccharomycetes; Saccharomycetales; Saccharomycetaceae
Gene: MCH1
Product: Mch1p
Exons: 1
Coding region: 1-1461 (486 amino acids)
Biological process (GO): transmembrane transport
Cellular component (GO): membrane
Molecular function (GO): transmembrane transporter activity
Source: RefSeq, a predicted model, not a curated record
AUGCCUCUAUCAAAGGUGGAGCACUACUUAUCCUACCAUACGCGCUUACUAUUACCCCAUGUUUUAUCCCCCCAGGCAUCACAUCGUAUCGCAUACAUCUUUUCGUUAUUAUCUGCAGUGUCAGCUGGUUUUAUUACUUUGAUAUCGCUUUACUCUCAGCCAUGGCAGAAACGUUUAAACUAUUCUUCGUGGCAAAUCAACACUAUAGCUAGUAUGACUAACUUGGGAAUGUAUUUAACGCCCCCAAUACUAGGUAUGAUUGCUGAUUCCCAUGGUCCCAUAACUUUGAGUCUUCUAGCUAUCAUAGGGUUUAUACCUAGCUAUUCAUACCUGGCAUAUGUCUUUAAUCACCCAGAGUUGUCAAAUGAAGGGAAUGGUGACUCAUCAUUUAAUCUGUCAAUAAUAUGUUUCACUUUUAUAGGUAUAUCAACGAGCGCACUAUAUUUCAGCGCUUUAUUGACAUGCACGAAGCUAUAUCCCCGUACGAAAUUAUUGUCCAUUAGUUUACCCACCACAUGCUAUGGUAUAUCUUCCGUAGUAGGGUCCCAAUUAUUAAGAAUCAAGUGGUUCUGGUCUUAUAACGCACACUUUCCUUCCUCCGAUACUGGUUUGAAUCUGGGGAGGGUAUUCCAAACUUUUGCCUGGGUUUAUGUUGUAAUUGGGUUACUUGCAUGGAUAGCCACCAGUGUAGUGUCAUUAUUGCAUUUCAAUGAAGAACUAGACAAUCAAAAACUGUUGGAUGACCAAAUUGAUGUUGAACAGUCACCGUUGCUAGAAGAACGCACUCAUGUCGAAGAAAACUUUUCACAAACGAUAUUUAGGAUUUUUAGCGAUCCUGUGACAUAUAUUCUUGCGAUGUCAAUUUUAUUAUCGCUAGGGCCGCUGGAAAUGUUCAUUGCUAACAUGGGAUCGUUAACCAACCUUCUAGUUCAGAUUGAUGCGCCCGCCCUAUCUACAGAGUUGUUAUCCACAUAUGCACUAUCUUCUACCUUUACAAGACUACUCACAGGCUUGGUAGCCGAUUUUUUUGCCAAGAAAAGAAUAUCGAUUAAAUGGAUUUUGUUGACGUUCCUUUCACUUGGAGUUUGUGCACAACUCUUUUUGUUGAAACUGGCCUCCUCGGCUUCAUCAUGGGGUUUGGUACCAACGGGAUCCUUGAUUGGAAUAAUAUAUGGAGGGUUGUUUACCAUUUACCCGACUCUGGUCUUGUUAGUAUGGGGUGAACGCUCAUUUGGGACCGUUUAUGGUAGCCUACUAAUCGCACCUGCAAUAGGUUCCAUGAUAUUUUGCAUGUUGUAUGCAAAAGUUUACGAUUCUCGCUGUAUGAAUGACAGUGGAGACUUGCGGGAAUCGUCUUGCAUUUCGAUUGUCUACAAAUACAGUAGUGUCGCAUUUAUUGCAUCCGUUGUUCUUUCUGCAAUAGUGUUUUGGAAACUUAACAAUAAAAAAGUAAAAAUCUAA